AUGGCGAUUAUUCAGACGGUUUCGAGCACGCCAGUAAACCGCCUAACAGGUUCAAUCUGCGGUUUAUCCCCUCUAGCAGCAGAUUUCAACCUCGAUUACAGCCAUCAUAUCUACCAACCUUGCCUGCCGCAUAUCUUCAACGCACUCAACAAAGCAGAGGAGAAACAAGCCCGUACAAAGGAAGCUAGUCAGAAGGACAAGUGGAAGUCUUACUUUUUCCAAGCUGCGAAACUCAACUAUGAUAGUCAUGGUGCUUUGAUGUCUGCGAUGGGAUUCCCGGAUGAGGGGAUAAUUGGCCAGGAAUAUCUUCGCAGUGCUAACGCGAGGCAUGGAGCGGUCACGUUGGAGAACAUUAAUGACUUUGCUUUUGAGGAAGAUCCGCUGGAGGACUAUAUUACCGAUGUCUUCGAAAACGCCAACAAAGAGAACAACCGCGUAUUUUUGAGCCAUAUUACAUCGACCAGCCAUCAUCGGUUUCACAUGCCCAAGAGAGAAAAGUAUACACCUCUAGCCAACGGCGGCCACCUCGAUAUGAUGUCAAGAUAUAUCAACACAAUCGGUUACGAAGACAGAUGGAUUCGAAAGGUGCUCGAUAUCUUGGACAAGCAAGGAGUUGCCAACGAAACCCUGGUCAUCUUUCAAGGCGACCACGGUGUAUCUCUCCCAGAGAAUGAUAUCGCCUCGCCAUAUUACAACCCCAAUGUCGGUGUUGAGCAUGUCCCCCUCGUUCUCUCCCACCCGCAACUCCCAGCCUUCGACGUGGAUGAAGGCGUGCACGCAACUCAAAUCCUCCCCACAAUUUUAGACAUCCUUCUCGAAACAGGCUCCCUCAGCAAAACAAGCCGACAAGCAGCCCAGGACCUAAUACGGAAUUACGAAGGACAAUCGCUCCUACGGCCUUUGGCUACAGGCGAUGGACAAUGGCAGUUCACCAUCACCAAUCCUGGGCGCGCUAUGCUUAGCAUCCGAGAUGGUCGGUAUCCAGAGCGUCAUCUUGUUGUGCCGAUAAUAGAACACGUGGCUUGGAAACUGGCGGACUUGACGAAGGAUCCUUAUGAACAGAACCCUGUACAGGCGUUGGAUUUUAAAUCGUUCUUGGAGGAGGUGGAACAAAGGUUUGGGAGGGAUGUUGCGGAGUGGGCGGAAGAAGGUGCUUUUAUGACGAGAUGGUUUGUCAAGGAAAACAGCAAGCGUUGGCGUUUUGAUCUUUAA
This is a messenger RNA of Fusarium musae, 1212 nucleotides long. RefSeq lists its product as uncharacterized. Lineage: Eukaryota; Fungi; Ascomycota; Sordariomycetes; Hypocreales; Nectriaceae. Gene Ontology annotation, molecular function: arylsulfatase activity. The record is from RefSeq and is a predicted model, not a curated record. The coding region runs from base 1 to 1212 and encodes 403 amino acids. The transcript has 3 exons.